This is a messenger RNA of Physcomitrium patens, 3253 nucleotides long. RefSeq lists its product as uncharacterized. The record is from RefSeq and is a predicted model, not a curated record. Lineage: Eukaryota; Viridiplantae; Streptophyta; Bryopsida; Funariales; Funariaceae.
GCACAUCAACAUAACUUACGAAAAUUCAUGACGUUGUGUAUUUUUAUUUGUUUUCCACCCAGCAUUGAAAAUAUAUAGAAAUAAGAAAGUGGGCAUCUGGUAACCAAACUGCACCAAACAUGGCAACAAAAAUGGAGGAAGUGUGGGAGACUGAGUCUGGGCGGAAGGGAAGUUAGGGUUUCAUGAGAGCAGUAGCAACAACAGCAUCAAAUCAAGGUCGCUAGGGUUUUUGGGAUUUCCAUGCGCAUGAAUCGAUCGCACCAGCUCCAUUGCACCAUCUCGCAUCGUCGCUUAGUGGGUUGCGAGAGCUCCACUGGUCCCUGCAUGUCCCAUGACUUGGGCGAUGCGUGUGUGCCUCGGAAGGGGCUCCCAGCCUCUUUCUUCCCCACAGUGCACCAACCCAAUCCUGUAGUAGUGGGGGUGCUGAUUUGAAUGAGGGUUGGGGCUGUGCAGUGAGUUUAUAGCGCGACCCAUAUUGUUUAACUUUUAUUUGAUUGCUUCCUUUGUUUAGUUUUUCUUUUUUACUUUUUUAGCCUUUUUAUCUUUCGGAGUCUGUGCGAUUGAGAAGAGUGGGAGGUUUGGUAGAGAGCGUAUACAUUGGCAAUGUAGAAGUGUGUGGGAGGGGUUUGUCUUGCGAGUGCAGGUGAUGGCUCCGGAUUGUUGAGUGUGGGUGCGGGUGGUGUUGUAUAUGUGCAGCAAUUGGGUUUUUUUCGCUGUAGUCGUAGCAGCACAAUUGAAACUUUCAACGAUGUGGAGUGGAGGGGAAGAAGGGGAAGAAGGGGAAAACAGAUUGCGGGGGUUGCGUUGUAGUUGAGUUGUUCUUUUCUUUUAUUUUCUUAUUUUUGAGAUGAAUUUCGAUUAAAAAAUAGUUUAACUUAAAAAAAAGAAGUAAUUCGUGUUUGCAACUUAGUCGAGUCCCUCGUAAAUUUCUGAGACAUUGUGGUUUCAAGUCUUUAAUCACUUUAGCUGGCAACAUCGGAUCCAAAUAGGCUUCUGUUUGUGACAUUGGAUUGGUAAUGGACUUUGGAAAAUCUUCUUGGACCCUAUUGCUGGUUUUCAUCGAGGGAAAACUUCUGGCAUAACUGUGUAACAAGUGGACAUCUGAGACCCCGAAGACUAGGUUUUGGUGUUCUUUCCAUGAUCCUUAGAAGGAAACAGUAGUAGACAUGGCUGUGCCAGCACCUGUUCCAACACCUGUGAUUAUACCUGAGUCCGUGGCUGAGGACCCUGCAAAUCCAAACUUCCAAACGGCAAUGGACAUGGAAGUUGGAAAAGGCCAUCAAGCAGUUCACAAAGUGGUAGUAGCAAGAACCGAGGAUGGCCAUGAGCCUUCAUCUAAGAAGCUGAAGAGAGUUCACGGGGAAGUGGAGAUGGUGUUAAGGCAGACAGCGGAGAUAGUGAUGGUCUUGGUCGGGGUAGCUGCUCUUCGAGGUGGGGCUCAACCUAGCCCUCUGGAAUGUCAGUUGGCUGCAGAGGCGUACGAGAAAUUAGGAGCUCUUGUAGCAGUCUCUACUCCGCAGGAUUUGGUGUCGAAGGACGCUUUGCAAUCCUUGAUGCAGCAGUUGACUGUGCCGCCGUCUCCUCCUGCUCGGCCAGCUGCCAAGCCUGUCAUCAUUCAAUCACCACCGUCUACGGUAGCAGCAGUAGCACCACCAACACAGCGUUCCUCAUCAGCGCCAUCUCCAGCACCAGCAGCUCAAGUUCCGGCAUUAGCAAUUACACAUUCAUCAUCGCAGUCAUCUUCCCCAUUGCCAUCCACUGCUUCAGGAUCAUUAUCUUCAAAUUCCAAAGUAUCCGCACUACCAGCACCUCUAGUCGCAUCUGCUCCAGCUUCUGAAACAAUACCAGCGUCAGCAACUGCAUUGGCUUCUGUAUCAAAAGAAGCUGCCCCAGAAUCUAAAACAGCUGCUUCGGCAUCAAAAGAAGCUCCUUCAGCCUCAAAAACCGCUUCUGUAGCAUCAAAGACAGCUUCUUCAGCACCAAAAGCAGCCGCUCCAGCACCGAAAACUGUACCGAAAGAAAUAUCUAAAGCUGUAGCAUCAGCAACUGGCAAAGUAAAAUUGUUGGAACAAGUGCAAACGUCACCCUCAUUGCUUGUUAGCGAGUCUCCAUCUGACACGCCAUCAACCGCACCAGGGGCCAAUAUUAACACAUCUGCGGCAAUAUCAAUCACUCCAAUUGCUGUUUCAAAGAUAUCGAAAACUGGAGGUUCCACUAGUCCAGUGAAUCUGCAAUUGAAUUCUAUUGUAGAAACUCAACCCACAACCACUGUGGUCAUGAAAGACCAAAGAGGGAAUCAGGCACCGAAGGCCCUAGCGAGGCAAAGGGGUUUGAAAAAUAUGUUCAAUGAGCAGCAGACUGUGUUGGAUCCACAGCAAGCACACCAGCAAAUAGCCUUGGGAGUGCAAAUUCUCUUGAAGCCCACGGUUGUAAUUCCAGCCUUUACGCAACCACUUGGAGGUUAUAUGAGUACCCCAAUUCCGUGUGGCAUAUGUAAGCUGAUGAUGGAUUCGACAAAUGAUGUUCUGAUUUGUGACGGAUGUGACGCUGGCUCUCAUUUAUCUUGCUUACAAAUGAGGUUCAAUGCGAGCAUUCCAAAGAGUGACUGGUAUUGCCCGAAAUGUGUGACGACAAACUGUGGUCGGCCACAGCCUCCCAAGUAUGGGCCCCUGCGCCGUGGACCUGCCGGACAGUCUGGGCCUAAGAAUUCAUGGACUAUGCAGGUACUACCAGUGAAAAAAGCUCCACCCUCGUGAGAAUUAUCAUGGCUGGGUAACGAUACCUUGCUGGUUUGUAAAGCUUUUACUGUUGAUAGGGUCUAGAGUAGAACGAGCUUCAUAAUGGAAAUUCAGUUAGUCAGGAGUUGCUUUUCGAAUCUAUUGUAGUAAUGUGAACCUCAGUGACUAGCUGGAGCGUUGGUGCAUAAGCAUGUUGGCAACGCAGAUACUCAACAAUCCUGUUGAGCUUUUUUGAGAGCCGUUUCGAUGUACCGAGUAGGUAGUUUUUAUUCACGUUGGAAACCUCACCUUUUUGAGUUGGGAGUCUGAAGGAUUAUAUCCUAAGUAUAACGCCCGACUAUGAUCUAUACCUCUUUUAUUGAGGAGGAAGGAUAGUGUGGCCUACCUGACUUGUAUGGUUGAUGGAUUUAGGAUACUCUACUGGGAUAACAAGAGAGGUGGGAAAACAAACCCUGGCCUCAUAGAGUACAUUGAUCAAGCAUACGCUUGACGGAAAAAAUAUAUUCAAGUGGAUA